ACAGGUAGUCUGCUACUAUUACUCUACUUCGUCAGUCACUUUCAAGUUUGUUGCAUUCGGUUACAUUAACGUUCUUGUAAGAUUCUCUCGCUGAUAAAACCCACAGAACUGCAGUGUGAUGUCAACUAUUGGUGAUGAAAACGAACCCAGGGAGGUGGAGGUUACCGGGAUAAGAGAACGACCUGGUCGAUUUUACAUCAGGCUUCAUUGGGAGGAACCGACUAAAUUCAGUGCAGAAACAACAACUUCGAAGACGAAAAUGACAUGUUUCCAUUAUCACGUCGAUUUUAAAAUUGAAAAUCAAAUGUGUCAGUACAUGCUGGGUAUAGUAUUUCGUUUUUGGCAAACAUCCAAAAACAUUCUAUGUGCUGCACAGUUAAGCCGGAUAGCUCACAGUGAGGAAGAAGAUGAUGAACCGCGUCCUCGCGCUAUUUUGGCCUUUAUAAAUCAAAACGAAACUAGACUUCAGCUGGAGCCUUGGGGUUUGGAUCAGUGGAGAUCGCGUGACUUCGACGCCAGCUUUGCGUAUCCAGAUGGAAAAGAUUUUACCGAUAUUACAACUCUUACAUGGGAAACGACAAAUCCAAACGAAUGGAAACCCUUGACUUGUCAACUCCGGAUCGAGUUUGAAGCCUUCGCUGUUGGAGAGAGGAAUGCUCUUAAACAAUUAACGGAAUUGUACGUCCAGCAGAAUCAGUGCGAUGUCCAGUUUAACUUGCAAGACGAUCAACACAUUGGCGGCCAUUCACACAUACUGGUGGCCAGAAGUCCCGUUUUUGCCGCAAUGUUCCAGCACGAGAUGAUGGAGAAGAAGACGGGCCAAGUCAGCAUUCAGGACAUCCAGCCAGACAUUUUUAAGCAGCUGCUUCAUUACGUUUAUUCUGGCCGGCUUUCAGUACCACUGACGGAAACCACUGCCCAGCGGCUGUUUGAAGCGGCCGACAAGUACGACAUUGGAGAUUUGAAGGAUGAGUGUAUCGAUUUUCUACUAGACUACAUCCGCGUAGACAACGUGAUCAAUUUGAUGGCCUGGGCACAUAUUCAUUCAGUUGAAGAGCUGACGGAAGAAACUCUCACAUUCGCGUCGCUCCAUGGGAAAGAAAUUUCUCUGCUUAAAGACUGGGAGAACCUGAUGAAAAAUUACCCUGAAGUCUGUCUAGAGGCUUCUCGACGCAUGUUUGACCGAAUGGUACUGUCUUCUGAAAGCAAUGACACUGCCAGUUCGAAUCGACAAUAAUGGGCGAUGAAUUUCGGUUCCCGCAUUUAUCACUAUGAACUAUAAAAUUGGAGAUCAUUUCCUGGGUGAUGACGCGUAUUUUUUACAAGUUCUUUUUAUAUUGUAUUUUUAAAUUGUUGGAAAGUGAAAGUGUUGUAGUCUACGGGUGAAAUAAAAAGAAUAAUUGUAGCCUAA
This is a messenger RNA of Daphnia pulicaria, 1411 nucleotides long. Its product is annotated as TD and POZ domain-containing protein 4-like. The transcript has 3 exons. NCBI's taxonomy places the organism in Eukaryota, Metazoa, Arthropoda, Branchiopoda, Diplostraca, Daphniidae. Bases 119 to 1237 code for a protein of 372 amino acids. Gene Ontology annotation, cellular component: cytoplasm; nucleus. Gene Ontology annotation, biological process: regulation of proteolysis; proteasome-mediated ubiquitin-dependent protein catabolic process. The record is from RefSeq and is a predicted model, not a curated record. Gene Ontology annotation, molecular function: ubiquitin protein ligase binding.